Rhopalosiphum maidis (corn leaf aphid) is the source of this 1415-nucleotide messenger RNA. Its product is annotated as dnaJ homolog subfamily C member 30, mitochondrial-like. Lineage: Eukaryota; Metazoa; Arthropoda; Insecta; Hemiptera; Aphididae. The coding region runs from base 73 to 693 and encodes 206 amino acids. The record is from RefSeq and is a predicted model, not a curated record. The transcript is spliced from 2 exons.
UGAACUUUUUACUCUAAAGUGAUACAAUUAUUUAAAAUUACAAAAUGUUAUUAAGAAACAUACUGUAGUAUUAUGUGGAGCAAUUACAAAAGAUUAUUUAAUGGAUUUAGUGUAAAUACAAUUAUUUGUGUAGCUUACAAAAGUCAUUAUGAAGCACUUAAUAUCUCUAAAACUGCCACACACAAAGAAAUAAAAGAUGCUUAUUACAGGCUAUCAAUGAUAUAUCAUCCAGAUAAAAAUAAAGGAAGUGAAGAAGCUGCAAAAAUUUUCCGUGAUAUAACUUCAGCAUAUGAAGUCUUGGGAAAUGUGCGUCAAAGAAAAUUAUAUGACAGUGGUGCUAACCUAAAUCAAAAAUCUUCUCAAUUCACUACCAAGCAACAACCUUAUGAAACAAUGAAAACGAAAAAUGAUAUUUAUAAAACCAAUGUCCGUAGCAGGGACUAUAAUUUUGAAAAGUGGUCUAAGUUUCAUUAUACAAAUGCAUUUAGGCAACAAUAUGAAACCCGAGAAAGACAUAUAAGAAAUAAAAAGAACGAAGAAUAUGCUACACGUCUAAAUUCUUAUAAUUUAUUAACAAUUAUGAUUUUUUCAAGUCUUUUUAUAUUAAUUACAAUGUUUGAUCAUGUGAAAAAAGUACUAAUUGAACGUAAAAGAAUAAAUGAAUAUAAUAAAAAAGAUGAACAAGAUGAUUAACAUAAUAAUUUAUUUUAAAUUUCAAAUAGUUAAAUUAGUUUAUUAAAUUUGAUUGAAGAAUCAAGUAUAAAUUCUGUAUACAUAUUUAUUAAUAUUGUUAUGUGAUUAUUUUGAGUCUUAAUUAAAUUGUGUGUACCAAUCGUAUAUCUGUUAUUCCAGGUUGAUUAUCUAAUAAGUUUCAAUCUGUUACUAAAAUAAUAAAUAGUAAAUUAUUUAUCUUAAUGCUUUGGGCCCCUUGGAGAUAUUCAUCUGUCAAAAAAUUGAUGCAUUCACUAUAAACCUAUGAAUUUAAAUUGUAUUUUACAAAAUUUUAUUGAUCUUAAGUAGAAUUGAUAAAUAUAACUUGUUUUAGAUAAUACAUCUUAUUGCUCAAAUUGUCUUCAUUAUUUACUCCCUAACCUUCUCACAGCUGUUAAAUCCAUAAAAAAAAUAUUGAUACUUUAAUCUUUCUUGGGCAAUAUCACAGUUUAAGAUUCUAUCUAAAACCGUGAUAAAAAUUCACUCUUCUCGAGACUUCAAUGGACAUUAUGAUGCUCUCAUAUACCAGAAACUACUUUUCAUUAAACUUUCUGUCUCCAAAGUUAUUUAAACUUUAAUUUCAAAAAUAAAACUUUCUUCGUUUUAUUAUUAAAUUGUUUCUAGAUCCACUUAGAUACAGAAUGCUAAAUGGCUUACGACGCAAAUCAAGAAUAAUAUCACAGAAACAAUUAUAAGACAAUCAU